UUAAUAACUGUUUGUCUGUGUGUCGACCAAAACGAUUCAACACAAACUCAGGAAUUGAAAUCAAAUGAACGGCGGAAUCUUAUAAGGGAUGGUAUUAUUCCCGAUGUUAUCGAUACGAUUCCCAAAUACAAGAUAACAAUAAAGUUUCGGUCGGGAGUCGAGGCUAACUUCGGCAAUGAAUUAACACCGACUCAGGUCAAAGACAAGCCAACUGUGAGUUGGCCAUCAAAAAGGGAUGUCUACUACACUCUUGUUAUGACAGAUCCAGAUGCACCCACCCGUUCCAAUCCCAUUAAUGGUCAAUACAGACACUGGUUAGUCAUUAAUAUUGCCGGUUUAGAUGUGGCCAAUGGUCAGAUUUUGACCGAUUUCAUUGGAUCUGCACCACGAAAAAAUACUGGUCUACAUCGUUACGUUUUUCUAGUAUAUAGACAGCCAAAACUGAUUGAACACCCGGUGUCCAGAUCUGAUUUAGCCAAACGAUCCAAAUUUAAAAUCAGAGACUUUGCUAAGGAUAACAAUUUAGGCCAACCCAUUGCAGUCAACUAUUAUAUGGCACAAUGGGAUGGAAAGUUGGGCUAA
Oppia nitens is the source of this 582-nucleotide messenger RNA. RefSeq names its product protein D3-like. The transcript has 2 exons. NCBI's taxonomy places the organism in Eukaryota, Metazoa, Arthropoda, Arachnida, Sarcoptiformes, Oppiidae. The annotation marks the transcript as partial. The record is from RefSeq and is a predicted model, not a curated record.